CCCAUUUUAUGCCUAAAAAACAGGAAGAAACCCAGGUCAGCAAGGUCGCUGGAGGUGCGUUCCACGAAUAAGUAGUUCGUGAGCUAAAACUUUGGCUCGAGUUCGGCUACAAUCUUGAGCGGGCCGCGAAUCAGAGAAGCAAGAGGACUCCUUUGCAAGAAUUCGCUCUCCGCCUCCCUGUUUCUCGGUAUCUCUCUCACUUCCCUCCCCGCUCUCGCUUGCGAGGUAAAAGAUGAGCACCGGUGGUGAUGACGCUUCGACGAUUCCACCCAACAUGACCAUCUACAUCAACAACCUCAACGAGAAGAUCAAAAUGGAUGAACUUAAAAAAUCCCUGCAUGCUGUUUUUUCACAAUUUGGGAAGAUAUUGGAGGUGCUUGCUUUUAAGACGCUGAAACAUAAAGGACAGGCAUGGGUUGUCUUUAAGGAUGUUUCAUCAGCAUCUGAGGCACUCAAACGGAUGCAAGGAUUUCCAUUCUAUGACAAGCCCAUGAGAAUUCAGUAUGCGAAGACCAAGUCAGAUAUAAUAGCAAAAGCUGAUGGUACUUUUGUCCCUCGCGAAAGACGGAAGAGGCAUGAAGAAAGAGCUGAAAGAAAGCGGCGGGAGCAACAGCUUGAUGCUGCCCAAACUGGAUCUGGUCCCUAUGGAGCUACACCACCUCUUUCUCAAUUGCCUUAUCCUGGAGGGGCUAAGUCGAUGAUUCCUGAAGCACCAGCACUGCCAAACAACAUACUGUUUGUUCAGAAUCUUCCCCAUGAGACUACUCCCAUGAUGCUGCAAAUGCUCUUCUGUCAGUAUCCUGGUUUUAAGGAGGUUAGAAUGGUAGAUGCAAAGCCUGGAAUUGCUUUCGUGGAGUAUGGAGAUGAGAUGCAGGGUACACUUGCCAUGCAAGGUCUUCAGGGUUUCAAGAUUACACAACAGAAUCCUAUGCUUAUCACAUAUGCAAAGAAGUAGGCUAUGUGCGAAUUUGUGGUCUGUUUCAAUAGGUUUUUCUAUUGAUGCAGCUUUAAGAAGGGUGCUUCUUCAGUCUGAGAAGUUUUGGAUGUUCCAUUUUAAUUUAACAUGUUAAUGUAGUAUCCAAGGGGGAAUUACAUUAUGUUGAACUUUCUCAUUCUCAACACUGACCAAUUCUCUUCAAACAUUGGCUUGUUAUCCAUAGAUCUUUUCCCAGGCCUCUGUUUGUUAGCUUCUCUUCUAAAUGGUGUUGGCUUCUCUUCUCUUCUCUUCAGAGUUUUCUCACAUACAAUGGACCUCUGACAUCAGCAGGCAUGUUAUUCUGUGAUGCCAGAAUCAUAUUUUGAUUUUUGAUCAGCAUGGAGGUGUUGAUCUGGAUGUAAUUUGUCAUACGCAACAUUGCCAUCAUAGAAUAUCUGGCAGUCUCUCAAUCUUUGGCUAUAAUAUUCCUCAUU
This is a messenger RNA of Elaeis guineensis (African oil palm), 1410 nucleotides long. Its product is annotated as U1 small nuclear ribonucleoprotein A. The record is from RefSeq and is a predicted model, not a curated record. Gene Ontology annotation, molecular function: RNA binding. Lineage: Eukaryota; Viridiplantae; Streptophyta; Magnoliopsida; Arecales; Arecaceae.